CCGCGCCUCAUGUAGAUGCAACACCCCAAUCCGCCUGUCUGCCCUAUAUCACCGACCGCCACCGUCGAAAUUGGCCUUCAGCCCUCAUCUCCACCGGCGCCUCUUCUUCAAUAUAGUCGCCGUCAUUCUCUCCCAACGGCGACGGUGCCUCCCGUCUCUGUUACUCUGGCCAGCGAACCCCCCUCCAGAUGCGGCGCUCUCACCCACCACCGCUGCUCCGCCCCCAACCUCUCCUUCCCAAGUCACCAAUUCUCAAGCAACCACCAACCCUUCAUCUAUUGCAGCUGCUCCUCAAUCACAUCCAAUGGUUACUCGCCUCCGUGAUGGCAUUGUUCAACCCCGUGUUCGCACUGAUGGCACGGUCCGCUAUCCCAUUCCUCGGGCUCUUCUCACUGUUGUCGAAUCAGAUGAACCCACUUGCUAUUCUCAGGCAUCCCAGAAGCUUGAAUGGCGUGCAGCCAUGACCGAAGAGAUCAACGCGCUGCUGAAGAACAACACUUGGACUUUGGUGCCCUCUAUUCCAACUCAAAAUACAGUGGGUUGUAAAUGGGUAUUUCUGAUAAAAUAGAAGGCAGAUGGCUCAAUAGAACGCUACAAGGCUCGACUGGUCGCCAAGGGAUUCCACCAACAGCAAGCGAUGAUCAACUCCUUCAAACCUUCAUUACUACCCUUGGGCGCGAGUUUGACAUCAAGGACUUAGGUCCGCUCCAUUAUUUUCUGGGCUUGCAGGUUCAUACAGUAUCUCAAGGGUUGCAUAUCAAUCAGCUUAAAUAUGCACAUGAUCUUCUUCUAAAGCAUGACCUUCUUCUUCGUAAGCCUGCCAGUACACCUAUGUCUGCCAAGACCAACCUCACUGCCACUGAUGGUGCUCUACUCCCUAACCCCACACCGUUUCGUGAGCUUGUUGGAUCAUUGCAGUACCUCACCAUCACUCGACCUGACAUUGCCUUUGCAGUUAACACAGUUUCCCAGUUCAUGAGCCAACCACGUGUGCCUCAUUUUAUUGCUGUGAAACGCAUCCUCCGUUACAUAAAAGGGUCUCUUAGUCAUGGGUUGUUGUUUACUCCGCAACAAGGUACUGCUUGUCUUUCGGCAUAUUCUGAUGCUGACUGGGCUGGUUGUCCGGAUUCUCGUCGCUCAACAUCUGGCUAUCUUGUGUACCUUGGCUCUAAUCUUAUCUCAUGGUGUUCAAAGAAGCAACCAACAAUUGCUCGUUCUAGUGCGGAGUCCGAAUAUCGCUCUUUGGCCCAUGCAAGUGCUGAAACAACUUGGCUGGGAUACUUAUUGUAUGAACUUGGUGUUCGGAUUCAGUAUCUUGUUCAACUGCACUGUGACAAUUUGAGUGCCACUUAUAUGGCUUCCAACCCUGUUUUCCACGCACGCACCAAACAUAUCGAGCUUGACUAUCACUUUGUCCGGGAAAAAGUUGCUUGUGGAAGUCACCAUGUAUGCUUCAUUCCGUCCAAGGAUCAGCCAGCAGAUUUACUCACCAAACCACUUCAUAAAUCCCACCAUAUGCUUGAUCUUUUUCAGCAAACUUGUCCAUCCAAGAUCGUCAAGUUUGAGGGGGGCUGUUAGAGCACAUGAAUCUGGCCCAUAAUCUUUUCCAUUAUAAAUCUGAUCUUGCUGUGAUUGUGCAUUAGUUUUGAUAUUGUUUAGAUUAUGCAUCAGUUUUGAUAUUGCUAUUAAUACAGAUUUAUUGCCUUAUGUAAAAGCUGUGUAUAGCUACUCCUAUAUAAUGUAUAGCAUGUAAUUGAAAAGAUCAAUGAGAAUCAAUUUCUACA
Fragaria vesca subsp. vesca is the source of this 1784-nucleotide messenger RNA. RefSeq lists its product as uncharacterized. The record is from RefSeq and is a predicted model, not a curated record. NCBI's taxonomy places the organism in Eukaryota, Viridiplantae, Streptophyta, Magnoliopsida, Rosales, Rosaceae. The transcript is spliced from 2 exons. The coding region runs from base 547 to 1578 and encodes 343 amino acids.